Messenger RNA from Paramuricea clavata, 297 nucleotides. Lineage: Eukaryota; Metazoa; Cnidaria; Anthozoa; Malacalcyonacea; Plexauridae. The record is from the annotation of a GenBank genome assembly.
AUGAAUGAACUUGGUGAGAUGAUCGGCGCCAAACCGAACUUAUGGUCAAUAUUCAAAGAAGAUCCAAAACUGGCCUAUCAAGUUUUCUUUGGAACUGCCAUCCCAACUCAAUAUCGACUGCAAGGACCCAAUACUUGGAAGGACGCGAGGAAACAUAUCAUGAGUUUUCAAGAACAGUAUCUUUGUCCAUUAAGUACCAGAAAGUGUGCACCAUCAGCAGAAAGUAACAGUCAUAGUGUUCUUGUAUUUAUUUUUGUGAUUGUUUUUGCUAUAGUUGCAAUAAUGCUCAAGGCAUGA